UUAGUUCUCUGAAACUUCAUAAAUGCUAAAUUCGUUUUGAGUCGCAAUUCAUAAAAGUUAAAUUGUUUUUAGUAGCAAUUCAAUUUUAUAUACGUGUAGGUUGGUACUAAUGGCCUGAUGGAGGGUGAUACCAAUACUGAUGACAAACUUGGGCUGAGUUGGGCUAAACUCAAGUUCAGAACUGUUUGAAAUCCAAAACAUUGAAGGAGUUCUGCAUUUUCAAAUAUAAGACUAGGCAUGUCUUAACUGACAAUAUUGGAGAAUUAUUUAAUGAAGAAUAGUAAAAUUCUUUGCAUAAUUUGGUCGGAGAUAUUGGGAAUCUGUAACGAAGGGUAGUAAAACCCUUUACAUAAUCUUGGAAGGAUCUUACCUUUCUGUCAGAGUUCCCUCGAUAUUAGAGUUAUUUUUACAUUAAAUUUAUAGAAAUUUUACGACUGUUUUUCAAAUUAUUUGAAAUUAAAAAUUAUCCUUUUAAUGUUUCAAAUUAUAUGGCAUUGUAUACUUAUAUCCGACUGUAUACAUAAUAUAUAUAUAUAUUUUUUGAUACAAUACUUAUAUUCGUGAAUUCGCGGACAAUCACCUAGUUUCAGUUAUAUAUUGAUGGCAAUCAUUAUUUGAGUUAUUUUUACAUUAAAUUUAUAGAAAACUUUACGACUGUUUUUCAAAUUAUUUGAAAUUAAAAAUUAUCCUUUUAAUGUUUUAAAUUAUAUGACAUUGUAUACUUAUAUCCGACUGUAUACAUAAUAUAUAUUUUCAUACAAUACUUAUAUCUGCGAAUUCGCAGACAAUCACCUAGUUUCAAUUAUAUAUUGAUGACAAUCAUUUUAGAUGUAUUUUUAAAUCAUUAUAAAUUAUUAUAACGUUCUAAAUAUUAUUAUAUAUGGACCAACCAAAAAAAAAAAAAAACUUAAAAGGAAAUGGAUAAUGUGUCAAUUAUUAUGGUCCAGCCCGUAUGAAUAUUCAAAUAAUUAGAUUGUGACAUUGUGCAUACUGAGUCUCUGGUGCCUUUUUAUCAAUAAAAAUAUCCAUUUAAUAUUUUGUCUUCUAAAUCUGCCUAUGACGCCACCAACUACACAACUUAAUAUGUCACCAAGCUAAUAGAAACCUCAGAGAAUAACAUAAGUUAUUGUGAUGUGAUAAUACAACACAAAGAUUCCAGUGGAUCAUCGAUCGACUGCGUCAACCUGAUCUUAAACUUUCUCAACACAAAUAUCUGGGUGACUAUUAAAAAAGAAGCUAAAACAAAUAUAUGCCGGCUUGAAUACGUGCCCAAAAACAAACAAUAUGCUUAUGGAAGUUCACAUGGACUUGUACAUAUAUAUAAUAUGAAUGAGCUAAACUCAAAUGCCUGGUUGUAAAUGCAUAUGGCUAAGAUUGAGGAUGGGGAAGUAACAUGUUCCUAACACAAUAUGUAUGCACUGUAACAAGCAAUUUGGAAAUUUAAAAACUUUUAUCAAUGCAGAAGUAACAUGUCCCACUUCUCGCAUAAUGUGGAAGAUGCGAUUAAAAAGAGAUUCAGAGUGUUCCGUGGAUUUGAAAAAAAAUUAUUUACAUUUCUCCAACUCUCACCUCUUUGGUCUAGAUUGCUUACAUCACAAAGCAACAUAUAAACAUCAAUUUUUUUUGUUGGUGUCAUGCUAAAAUGUGCUUAGAAGAUUAACAUUUUCUUUGUCGUCAAGGUAAUAUAAGAAACCAUUUCAUUCAGUUUGAAAACUAACGAAAAUAUUAAAGAAAAAUCAACUAUUAUUCAAGAUCCAUAAACAAUGGAAUAUUCUACCACCACUUGUAUUAGUUUUUAGUAUACAAUAUAUUACAAACGCCUCAAUAUAUAAUGCACGUUUCUGUAACAAGUAUACCAAUGACGACUUUUUACCUUAGGGUGUUAUUACAAGAAGCAACAAAAAACGAAGAAGAAGAAGAAUAAUUCCAACAAAAAUAUGAAUUCGUCUUCCUCCUCUUCAUCUUCUUCUCGCAGGAAGUUUCUGGAUACAGGAUUUGCGAUCGGACAAAAAGAAAUAAUAAGAAUCUUGAUUCUGUUUCUUGUUUUGACGGCUUCAUGUCUGUUUUUAUACAAAACAGCGUAUCCUCUGCAACAACUUUCUUUCAACAAUCUCACCUCUCUACUCGCUUCUUCAUCUCCAGAAACGAUAAAACCAGAUAUCGCUUUAAGGAAGAUUUUGGAGAAUGCGUCGAAUGAGAACAAUACAGUGAUUAUAACGACACUAAAUCAAGCUUGGGCAGAACCAAAAUCCAUAUUUGAUCUCUUCUUAGAGAGUUUUCGUCUUGGACAAGGAACACAAAAGCUUCUGAAACAUGUGGUAGUGGUUUGUUUGGAUCCCAAGGCGUUUGAACGAUGCACACAACUUCAUUCUAAUUGCUAUUACCUUAAAACCACGAACACUGAUUUCUCUGGGGAUAAAGCUUACAACACUCCUGAUUAUGUCAACAUGAUGUGGCGCAGAAUCGAGCUGCUUAUUCAAGUUCUCGAAAUGGGUUUUAACUUCAUAUUCACGGACACUGAUGUAAUGUGGCUUAGAGAUCCAUUUCCCCGACUAUAUCCAGAUGGAGACUUUCAAAUGGCGUGUGAUAAGUAUUUUGGAAACCCUACCAGUUUUGACAACUGGGCCAACGGAGGUUUCGUAUACGUGAGAUCAAACAAUCGAAGCAUCGAGUUUUACAAAUUCUGGUACAAAUCUCGUCAGAAUUAUUCAUGGUUGCAUGAUCAAGAUGUGUUCAACAGGAUCAAGAACGACCCUUUUAUAUCUAAGAUCGGCGUCAAGAUUAGAUUCUUUGAUACGGUCUACAUUUGUGGGUUUUGUGAACCUAGCAAAGACAUAAACUUGGUUUGCACAAUGCAUGGUAAUUGUUGCCUUGGUCUGGAGAAGAAGAUUCAUGAUCUGAAUCUUAUUCUUGAUGAUUGGAGAAAGUAUAUGUCGUUGUCAAAGCAUGUGCAGAACACGACUUGGAGUGCUCCUUUGAGGUGCCUGGAGAAAUAAUAAUUUAUUCGAUGAAAACUAAGAAUGUGUUUUUUGUAAGGAAAACUGUUCUACAUUGUAAUUUAACAACUCGUUUUUGUUAUAAUCUUCGAAUUUUGAUGCAUCUUAUUUGUCUGA
Brassica rapa (field mustard) is the source of this 3113-nucleotide messenger RNA. RefSeq lists its product as uncharacterized. Lineage: Eukaryota; Viridiplantae; Streptophyta; Magnoliopsida; Brassicales; Brassicaceae. The record is from RefSeq and is a predicted model, not a curated record.